Falco peregrinus (peregrine falcon) is the source of this 771-nucleotide messenger RNA. RefSeq names its product transmembrane protein 35B (gene TMEM35B). The transcript has 3 exons. NCBI's taxonomy places the organism in Eukaryota, Metazoa, Chordata, Aves, Falconiformes, Falconidae. The coding region runs from base 17 to 436 and encodes 139 amino acids. The record is from RefSeq and is a predicted model, not a curated record.
CCCGCCCGUGCCCGCCAUGGCGGCGGCGUUCCGAGCGCUGCGCGUCCUGCUGGGGCUGUUCUUCCUGCUGGCGGGCGCCGGGAAGCUCUCGGCCCUGCUCUCGGCCGACCUGCACCGCUACAUGCAGUCGCAGUUCGUGCGGUACGCCGAGGUGUUCCCCCUGAAGGAGCUGGGGCUCACGCCGGAGCCGGGCUGGUACCUGGAGGUGGUGGGCUGGGUGGAGGCGGUGGCCGGGCUGCUGCUGGCGUUCGGGCCCCAGCUCCUGCAGGAGAUCAGCAACUUCAUCCUCAGCGUCAUCAUGAUCGGUGCCAUCUACACACUGCUGGUGCUGCGGGAGCCCCUGGCCAUGUGUGCCCCCGCCACCCUCUGCCUCGGUCUCCUCCUGCUGCUCAACAUCCGCGGGCACGCGGCCCCCGCCAAGCCCAAGUUCGAGUGACCGGUGCUGGGAAGGACGGAUGGCUCGGCUGGUGGGAGGUGAUGCCUUUAUGAUAUUUUGGGGGACAGCAUCGCGUCCUGGGAGGUAACUUGCUGCUCAGGCGGUGUGUCCCCUCCUGCCACCGCUGGGGACCUUGGUGUCGGUUGUCCCUGUGCUGCAGGACCUGGGGCUGGUGCGGUGGGACGGUGGCCGUGGCACCACCGCCGCUCCAGGAGCUCCAUUGCUGAACUCGCACAAGGUGUCCAGCUCUUCCCGGCGUUUGGCCAUGUCGAGCUGGGGCUGGCUCUGCUCUCCUGGAGGCUCUCAUUUUUUGGAAUAAAGCUUCUUGUUUUUCA